Molecule: messenger RNA, 10867 nt
Organism: Phyllostomus discolor (pale spear-nosed bat)
Lineage: Eukaryota; Metazoa; Chordata; Mammalia; Chiroptera; Phyllostomidae
Gene: FBN2
Product: fibrillin 2
Exons: 65
Coding region: 601-9333 (2910 amino acids)
Molecular function (GO): calcium ion binding
Source: RefSeq, a predicted model, not a curated record
GCCCCGGCCCCGCGCACCUCAGCCCGGCUGCUCAGCCGCCGCCCGCUGGCGCGUCGCUGCCCCGCGGGACUCCGGGCGAGCCGGGAGUGAAUCCGCCUCUUUUGGGGGGCAACUUUUGUGUGCCUGCCGACUUCUUUCUGGAGACUUUUGCAGCUUUCCAAGAUCCGGGCCGGGAGCGCACGGGAAUUCGCCGAGCCGCUGCGUGCAGGCCCUUUUUUUUUUUUCUUUUGAGGUCCGCUUUCUUUGUAACUUUACGCCGCGGCUGCUCGGGUUACUUUUGUAAUUUCCCGCCCCCGCCCGCCGGCGGUCCUGGAGUCGUUCGGGGCCGUGGCCCGGGGGAUGCAACGUGGACCGCGCGGGGCUGCCGGCCGCCUCGCCGCCGCGCCUCGCCGCCCGCUGCGCUAGGGUCCGCGCCCCGCGGUCAGCCAGGGGACUGGCGCUCGGUCCGGGGCUCCCGGUAGAGCUGGGAGCCCGAGCCCGAGAGAGUCUUGGGAGUCGACUAAGGGCUUGCUAGACCCUGACUUUUCUCGGGCCGCGGGGAUUUUGUCUUUGAGCGCUUCCUCUCCGCGGACCACGGUCCGCGCGCUCCCGGCGCCCGCGAUGGGGAGACGGCGGCGGCAGUGUCUCCAGUCCUACUUCGUCUGGCUCGGCUGCGUGGCGAUCUGGGCGCAGGGCAUGGCCAGCCAGCCCCAGCCGCCCAAGUCGCCCCGGCCCCAGCAGCAGCCGCCGCAACAGGUCCGGCCCGCGGCGGCGGGCUCCGAAGGCGGGUUCGCGGUGCCCGAGUACCGAGAGGAGGGCGCCGCGGCGGCCAGCCGCGUCCGCAGGCGAGGACAGCAGGACGUGCUUCGAGGGCCCAACGUGUGCGGAUCCAGGUUCCACUCCUACUGCUGCCCGGGAUGGAAGACGCUCCCUGGAGGAAACCAGUGCAUCGUCCCAAUAUGUAGAAAUAGUUGUGGAGAUGGAUUUUGUUCCCGUCCUAACAUGUGUACUUGUUCCAGUGGCCAAAUAUCACCGACCUGUGGAUCAAAAUCAAUUCAGCAGUGCAGUGUUAGAUGCAUGAACGGUGGGACCUGUGCGGAUGACCACUGCCAGUGCCAGAAGGGGUAUAUUGGAACUUACUGCGGACAACCCGUCUGUGAAAAUGGAUGUCAGAAUGGUGGACGUUGUAUUGGACCCAACCGCUGUGCUUGUGUUUACGGAUUCACCGGUCCACAGUGUGAAAGAGACUACAGGACAGGCCCAUGUUUCACGCAGGUCAACAACCAGAUGUGCCAAGGGCAGCUGACAGGCAUUGUCUGCACGAAGACUCUGUGCUGUGCGACCAUUGGACGGGCCUGGGGCCACCCCUGUGAGAUGUGUCCCGCCCAGCCUCAGCCCUGCCGGCGGGGCUUCAUUCCCAACAUCCGCACGGGAGCUUGCCAAGAUGUUGAUGAGUGCCAGGCCAUUCCCGGAGUGUGUCAGGGAGGAAAUUGCAUCAAUACAGUGGGCUCGUUUGAAUGCAAAUGCCCUGCUGGUCACAAGCAGAGUGAAACAACGCAGAAAUGUGAAGACAUCGAUGAGUGCAGCAUCAUCCCUGGGAUAUGUGAAAGUGGCGAAUGCUCCAACACCGUGGGAAGCUAUUUUUGCGUUUGUCCACGUGGAUACGUAACCUCAACAGAUGGCUCUCGGUGCAUCGAUCAAAGAACAGGCACAUGUUUCUCAGGCCUGGUGAAUGGUCGCUGUGCACAAGAGCUUCCAGGCAGAAUGACAAAAAUGCAAUGCUGCUGUGAGCCUGGCCGCUGCUGGGGCCUUGGAACCAUCCCCGAAGCCUGCCCUGUCAGAGGCUCUGAGGAAUACCACAGACUUUGCAUGGAUGGGCUUCCAAUAGGAGGGAUCCCAGGAAGUGCUGGUUCCAGACCUGGAGGCACUGGGGGGAAUGGCUUUGCCCCAAAUGGCAAUGGCAAUGGCUACGGCCCCGGAGGGACAGGCUUCAUCCCCAUCCCUGGAGGCAAUGGCUUUUCUCCUGGUGUUGGGGGAGCAGGUGUAGGGGCCGGGGGCCAGGGGCCCAUCAUCACUGGACUGACUAUUCUCAACCAGACGAUAGAUAUCUGUAAGCACCAUGCUAAUCUCUGUUUAAACGGACGCUGCAUACCUACCGUUUCUAGCUACCGAUGUGAGUGCAACAUGGGCUAUAAGCAGGAUGCAAAUGGAGAUUGCAUAGAUGUUGAUGAAUGCACAUCAAAUCCCUGCACUAAUGGAGAUUGUGUUAACACACCUGGAUCCUAUUAUUGUAAAUGUCAUGCUGGAUUCCAGAGGACUCCUACCAAGCAAGCAUGCAUUGAUAUUGAUGAGUGCAUCCAGAAUGGGGUUCUUUGUAAAAACGGUCGAUGUGUGAACACAGAUGGAAGUUUCCAGUGCAUUUGCAAUGCCGGUUUUGAAUUAACCACAGAUGGAAAAAACUGUGUUGAUCAUGAUGAGUGUACAACCACCAACAUGUGUUUGAAUGGGAUGUGCAUCAAUGAAGAUGGCAGCUUCAAGUGCAUCUGCAAACCAGGAUUUGUCUUGGCUCCAAAUGGGCGUUACUGUACUGAUGUGGACGAGUGCCAGACCCCAGGCAUCUGCAUGAACGGGCACUGCAUCAACAACGAAGGGUCCUUCCGCUGCGACUGCCCCCCGGGCCUGGCUGUGGGUGUGGACGGACGUGUGUGUGUCGAUACUCACAUGCGCAGUACCUGCUAUGGUGGAAUAAAGAAGGGAGUGUGUGUCCGUCCUUUCCCGGGUGCAGUAACCAAGUCUGAAUGCUGCUGUGCCAAUCCAGACUAUGGUUUUGGAGAGCCCUGCCAGCCAUGCCCUGCCAAAAACUCAGCUGAAUUCCAUGGUCUGUGCAGUAGUGGAGUAGGUAUCACCGUGGACGGAAGAGAUAUCAAUGAAUGUGCUUUGGAUCCCGAUAUAUGCGCCAAUGGAAUUUGUGAAAACUUACGUGGUAGUUACCGUUGUAAUUGCAACAGUGGCUAUGAACCAGAUGCCUCUGGAAGAAACUGUAUUGACAUUGAUGAGUGCUUGGUAAACAGACUGCUCUGUGACAAUGGCCUCUGCCGAAACACUCCUGGGAGUUACAGCUGCACGUGCCCACCAGGGUAUGUGUUCAGGACCGAAACGGAGACGUGUGAAGAUAUAAAUGAAUGUGAAAGCAACCCAUGUGUCAAUGGGGCCUGCAGGAACAACCUUGGAUCUUUCAAUUGUGAAUGUUCUCCCGGCAGCAAACUCAGCUCCACGGGAUUGAUCUGUAUUGACAGCCUGAAAGGGACAUGCUGGCUCAACAUCCAGGACAACCGCUGUGAGGUGAACAUCAACGGAGCCACUCUGAAAUCUGAGUGCUGCGCCACCCUCGGAGCUGCCUGGGGGAGCCCCUGUGAGCGCUGCGAGCUAGAUACAGCUUGCCCGAGAGGCUUUGCCAGGAUUAAAGGUGUUACUUGUGAAGAUGUUAACGAGUGUGAGGUGUUUCCUGGUGUUUGUCCAAACGGGCGCUGUAUUAAUAGCAAAGGAUCUUUUCAUUGUGAGUGCCCUGAAGGCCUCACCUUGGAUGGAACUGGCCGAGUGUGUUUGGACAUCCGCAUGGAGCAGUGUUACUUGAAGUGGGAUGAAGAUGAAUGCAUCCAUCCUGUCCCUGGGAAGUUCCGCAUGGACGCCUGCUGCUGUGCUGUUGGGGCAGCUUGGGGCACCGAGUGUGAGGAGUGCCCCAAACCUGGCACCAAGGAGUAUGACACCCUGUGCCCCAGGGGGCCUGGCUUUGCUAACAGAGGGGAUGUCCUUACUGGGAGGCCCUUCUACAAAGAUAUCAAUGAAUGCAAAGCUUUUCCUGGGAUGUGCACCUAUGGAAAGUGUAGAAAUACCAUCGGAAGCUUCAAGUGCCGUUGCAAUAGUGGCUUUGCUCUAGACAUGGAGGAGAGAAACUGCACAGACAUCGACGAGUGCAGGAUUUCUCCCGAUCUCUGUGGAAGUGGGAUCUGUGUCAACACGCCAGGCAGCUUUGAGUGUGAGUGCUUCGAAGGCUAUGAGAGUGGGUUCAUGAUGAUGAAGAACUGCAUGGACAUUGACGAAUGUGAACGUAACCCUCUCCUUUGUAGGGGUGGCACCUGUGUGAACACUGAGGGCAGCUUUCAGUGUGACUGCCCACUGGGACACGAGCUGUCACCGUCACGUGAGGACUGUGUGGAUGUUAACGAAUGCUCCUUGAGUGACAAUCUCUGUAGAAAUGGAAAGUGUGUGAACAUGAUUGGAACGUAUCAGUGCUCCUGCAAUCCUGGAUACCAGGCCACGCCAGACCGGCAGGGCUGUACAGAUAUUGAUGAAUGCAUGAUAAUGAACGGAGGCUGUGAUACCCAGUGCACCAACUCGGAAGGGAGCUACGAGUGCAGCUGCAGCGAGGGUUACGCCCUGAUGCCAGAUGGGAGAUCGUGCGCAGAUAUUGAUGAAUGUGAAAAUAAUCCUGAUAUCUGUGAUGGUGGCCAGUGUACCAACAUCCCUGGAGAGUAUCGCUGUCUGUGUUAUGACGGCUUCAUGGCUUCAAUGGACAUGAAAACAUGCAUCGAUGUGAAUGAGUGUGAUUUAAAUUCAAACAUCUGCAUGUUUGGGGAAUGUGAGAACACCAAGGGAUCCUUCAUUUGCCACUGUCAGCUGGGUUAUUCGGUGAAGAAGGGAACCACAGGAUGCACAGAUGUGGAUGAGUGUGAAAUUGGAGCCCACAACUGCGACAUGCAUGCCUCGUGUCUAAACGUCCCAGGAAGCUUCAAGUGUAGUUGCAGAGAAGGCUGGAUUGGUAAUGGCAUCAAAUGUAUUGAUCUGGACGAAUGUUCUAAUGGAACCCACCAGUGUAGCAUCAACGCUCAGUGUGUGAAUACCCCUGGCUCCUACCGCUGUGCCUGUUCUGAAGGGUUCACGGGAGAUGGCUUUACCUGCUCAGAUGUUGAUGAGUGUGCAGAAAACAUAAAUCUCUGUGAGAAUGGACAAUGCCUCAACGUCCCGGGUGCAUAUCGCUGUGAGUGUGAGAUGGGCUUCACUCCAGCCUCAGACAGCAGAUCUUGCCAAGAUAUUGAUGAAUGCUCCUUCCAAAACAUUUGUGUCUUUGGGACAUGCAACAACUUGCCCGGCAUGUUCCACUGCAUCUGCGACGAUGGCUACGAGCUGGACAGAACCGGCGGGAACUGUACAGAUAUUGAUGAAUGUGCUGAUCCCAUCAACUGUGUGAACGGCCUCUGUGUCAACACGCCCGGUCGUUACGAGUGUAACUGCCCACCUGACUUUCAGCUGAACCCCACUGGUGUGGGUUGUGUUGACAACCGUGUGGGUAACUGCUACCUGAAGUUUGGUCCUCGAGGAGACGGGAGCCUGUCCUGCAACACUGAAAUUGGGGUGGGCGUCAGCCGCUCCUCCUGCUGCUGCUCCCUGGGGAAGGCCUGGGGGAACCCCUGCGAGACGUGCCCCCCUGUCAAUAGCACUGAAUAUUACACCUUAUGUCCUGGGGGUGAAGGCUUCAGACCCAACCCCAUCACAAUCAUCUUAGAAGACAUCGAUGAGUGCCAGGAGCUACCGGGUCUCUGCCAGGGAGGAAACUGCAUCAACACCUUCGGGAGCUUCCAGUGCGAGUGCCCGCAAGGCUACUACCUCAGCGAGGAAACCCGCAUCUGUGAGGAUAUUGAUGAGUGUUUCGCACAUCCUGGUGUGUGUGGGCCUGGGACCUGCUACAACACGCUGGGAAAUUACACCUGCAUUUGCCCACCUGAAUACAUGCAGGUCAACGGAGGCCACAACUGCAUGGACAUGAGAAAAAGCUUUUGCUACCGAAGCUAUAAUGGAACCACUUGUGAGAAUGAGUUGCCUUUUAAUGUGACAAAGAGGAUGUGCUGCUGCACGUACAAUGUGGGCAAAGCCUGGAACAAACCUUGUGAGCCAUGCCCGACUCCAGGGACAGCUGACUUUAAAACCAUAUGUGGAAAUAUUCCUGGGUUCACCUUUGACAUUCACACAGGAAAAGCUGUUGACAUUGAUGAAUGUAAAGAGAUCCCAGGCAUUUGUGCAAAUGGCGUGUGCAUCAACCAGAUUGGCAGUUUCCGCUGCGAAUGCCCUACAGGAUUCAGUUACAACGACUUGCUCCUGGUCUGCGAAGAUAUCGAUGAGUGCAGCAACGGCGAUAAUCUGUGCCAGCGAAAUGCAGACUGCAUCAACAGUCCCGGCAGCUACCGCUGCGAGUGCGCUGCGGGCUUCAAACUCUCGCCCAACGGAGCCUGUGUUGAUCGCAACGAAUGUUUAGAAAUUCCUAAUGUUUGCAGUCAUGGCCUGUGUGUUGAUUUGCAAGGAAGUUACCAGUGCAUCUGCCACAACGGCUUCAAGGCGUCUCAGGACCAGACCAUGUGCAUGGAUGUUGAUGAGUGUGAGCGGCAUCCGUGUGGAAACGGAACCUGUAAAAACACCGUUGGGUCCUAUAACUGUCUCUGCUAUCCCGGGUUUGAGCUCACUCAUAAUAACGACUGCCUGGACAUAGAUGAGUGCAGUUCCUUUUUUGGUCAGGUGUGCAGAAAUGGACGGUGUUUUAAUGAAAUUGGCUCCUUCAAGUGUUUAUGUAAUGAAGGUUAUGAACUUACUCCAGAUGGCAAGAACUGUAUAGAUACCAAUGAAUGUGUAGCCCUUCCUGGCUCGUGUUCUCCCGGUACCUGUCAGAAUUUGGAAGGGUCCUUCAGAUGCAUCUGUCCCCCAGGGUAUGAAGUAAAGAGCGAGAACUGCAUCGAUAUAAAUGAAUGUGACGAAGAUCCCAACAUCUGUCUUUUUGGUUCCUGCACCAACACUCCUGGGGGCUUCCAGUGCAUCUGCCCCCCUGGCUUUGUGCUGUCUGAUAAUGGACGGAGAUGCUUUGAUACUCGCCAGAGCUUCUGCUUCACGAACUUUGAAAAUGGAAAGUGUUCUGUCCCCAAAGCUUUCAACACCACAAAGGCAAAAUGCUGCUGCAGUAAGAUGCCAGGAGAGGGCUGGGGGGAUCCCUGCGAGCUGUGCCCCAAGGACGAUGAAGCAUUCCAGGAUUUGUGUCCGUACGGCCAUGGAACCGUUCCUAGUCUUCAUGACACCCGCGAAGAUGUCAAUGAAUGUCUUGAGAGCCCAGGCAUCUGCUCAAAUGGUCAGUGCAUCAACACAGAUGGGUCUUUUCGCUGUGAAUGCCCAAUGGGUUACAACCUCGACUAUACUGGAGUGCGCUGUGUGGAUACUGACGAAUGUUCAAUAGGCAAUCCAUGUGGAAAUGGCACAUGCACCAAUGUUAUUGGGAGUUUUGAAUGCAAUUGCAAUGAAGGCUUUGAGCCAGGGCCCAUGAUGAAUUGUGAAGAUAUCAAUGAGUGUGCCCAGAACCCUCUGCUGUGUGCUUUCCGCUGCAUGAACACCUUCGGGUCCUAUGAAUGCACAUGCCCAAUUGGCUACGCGCUCAGGGAAGACCAGAAGAUGUGCAAAGACCUGGAUGAAUGUGCUGAAGGACUACAUGACUGUGAAUCUAGAGGCAUGAUGUGUAAGAAUCUGAUCGGCACGUUCAUGUGCAUCUGCCCGCCUGGGAUGACCCGAAGGCCUGACGGAGAAGGCUGCGUAGAUGAAAAUGAAUGCAGGACCAAGCCAGGGAUCUGUGAAAAUGGCCGUUGUGUUAACACAAUUGGGAGCUACAGGUGUGAGUGUAAUGAAGGAUUUCAAUCAAGUUCCUCAGGCACUGAAUGCCUCGACAACCGACAGGGACUCUGCUUUGCAGAGGUGCUGCAGACCAUGUGUCAGAUGGCGUCCAGCAGCCGCAAUCUUGUCACCAAGUCAGAGUGCUGCUGUGACGGGGGGCGAGGAUGGGGUCACCAGUGUGAACUUUGCCCACUUCCUGGAACUGCGCAGUACAAAAAGAUAUGUCCUCAUGGCCCAGGAUAUACCACUGAUGGGAGAGAUAUUGAUGAAUGCAAGGUGAUGCCGAACCUCUGCACCAACGGCCAGUGCAUCAACACCAUGGGCUCGUUCCGGUGCUUCUGCAAGGUCGGCUACACCACAGAUAUCAGCGGGACCUCGUGUGUAGAUCUUGAUGAAUGUUCCCAAUCCCCGAAACCAUGCAAUUUCAUCUGCAAGAACAGUGAGGGGAGUUACCAGUGCUCGUGUCCACGGGGAUACGUCCUGCAAGAGGAUGGGAAGACGUGCAAAGACCUCGAUGAGUGUCAAACCAAACAACACAACUGCCAGUUCCUCUGUGUCAACACCCUGGGAGGUUUCACCUGUAAAUGUCCACCUGGUUUCACACAGCAUCACACUGCCUGUAUCGACAACAACGAAUGUGGGUCUCAGCCUUCCCUCUGUGGAGCAAAAGGCAUCUGUCAAAACACCCCUGGGAGUUUCAGCUGCGAAUGCCAGAGAGGGUUCUCACUUGAUGCCACUGGACUCAACUGUGAAGAUGUUGAUGAAUGUGAUGGAAACCACAGGUGCCAACAUGGCUGCCAGAACAUCCUAGGAGGCUACAGGUGUGGUUGCCCUCAAGGGUAUAUCCAGCAUUACCAGUGGAAUCAGUGUGUUGACGAGAACGAGUGCUCCAACCCCGGCGCCUGCGGCUCUGCGUCCUGCUACAACACCCUGGGCAGUUACAAGUGCGCCUGCCCCUCAGGGUUCUCCUUCGACCAGUUCUCCAGCGCCUGUCACGACGUGAACGAGUGCUCGUCCUCCAAGAACCCCUGCAAUUAUGGCUGCUCUAACACAGAAGGGGGCUACCUCUGUGGCUGCCCGCCGGGGUACUACAGAGUGGGACAGGGCCACUGUGUCUCCGGAAUGGGAUUUAAUAAAGGGCAGUACCUGCCCCUGGAUGCAGAGGUGGAUGAGGAGAACGCCCUGUCCCCGGAAGCCUGCUACGAAUGCAAAAUCAACGGCUACUCAAAGAAAGACGGCAGACAGAAGAGAAGUGUCCAUGAGCCAGAAACCCCCGCUGUUGAACAGGUCAGCCUGGACAGCGUCGACAUGGACAGCCCCAUGAGAAUGAAGUUCAACCUGUCUGGCCUCGGCUCUAAGGAGCACAUCCUGGAACUCAUGCCUGCCAUCGAGCCCCUCAACAACCAUGUCCGCUACGUCAUCUCCCAAGGGAACGAUGACGGCGUCUUCCGCAUCCACCAAAGGAACGGGCUCAGCUACUUGCACACGGCCAAGAGGAAGCUGGUGCCCGGCACGUACACACUGGAAAUCACGAGCAUCCCUCUCUACAGGAAGAAGGAGCUUAAGAAACUGGAAGACAGCAAUGAGGACGACUACCUCCUAGGGGAACUCGGGGAGGCUCUCAGAAUGAGGCUGCAGAUUCAACUCUAUUAACACUUACAGACUGGGUUCCAGACUCAAAUCCGCGCACAGCCAGCCUUCAGAAGCCUUUGAAAGUCAAUGACUGAUUUUAAAGAGGGAAAAAAAGACAGCUUUUGUUUCUUUCCUCCCUGUCUCAGACUUCAGAAUGUUGACCCUCACAGGGAGGGAUAAUUUAGACUCUGGUGUGGCCAAAGAUUUGAGUACAAAGGCAGCCGUGGUUACUGUAUUUUUUAUAUAACUUCACUUUAAAAUAUAUUAAAAAAAACCUAAAUGUUCAAGAGAUCAGCAUAUGGCACUAAAUGCACAAAAAUAAUGUGAGCUCUUUUUUUUCCUGUUAGCAGUCUGUAACACUUUGGGUAUUUUGCUAUAGUUGCUAAUUAAAAAAAAAUAUAGAUGUUUAUUUAUUUUUAAUGCAGUAAUAUAUGGAGAAAUGAACAAACUAUGUAAACAAAAAGGGAAACUCACUUGUUUUUCUUUAGAUUUAUAAAUUGAGCUAUUUCUUUUAGAGGUGCUUUUUUAAAAAUUCAGUAGAUUCAAGAGAUGUUUCCUUUGGUUUUCUGCCAGUUGUCCAACUGGUACACAUCUGAUUAUUUUAAAGAAAGAAAGCCUCACAGAGCUGAAUGGGCAGUAUAAUCAAUAAUUUAAAAGACAGAAAUGUCAUUAGAUUCUUUACGAAGGAGAUCAAAGCCAGAGCAGCUCAUUGUGACGAUAUUCCACAUCAGCAGACACACCAGGCGACGAAGAUGAAGCACAACACUGUAGCAAAAUACCUUGACUGCUUGUGAGACCAGUAGCGUUGCAGGCCAAACCGUACUGUAUUUCCUUCUCAUAACCUCAAGGAAGCACAUGUGCUCCCCACAACACCUCAUUCUCACCCAGGGCGUGCUGCGUACUUGUGGUGCUGUAGGCAGCUGAAGAACUGCCGUUCCUCUGAAAAGGAACACCUGGCAUUCUGUAGUGUUUGGUGCUGUCUUAGAUUAAUGGUGCAUUUAUUAUGUUCAAGCUAUUUCAGGAUUGCCAUAUGUGCAAACAAAUCAUGCAGUACAGCCAAGGAAUAUAUGUUGUUUUUUUAAAUCCAUUUUUUUUUAGAAUUUUCAUUAAUACUGUAGUUAUACACCAUAUGCCUCAUUUUAUCAUAGCCUAUUGUGUAUGAAAGAUGUUUGUACAAUGAAUUGAUGUUUAGUUUGCUUUAGUCAUUUAAAAAGAUAUUGUACCAGAAUGUGCUAUAAUAAGAGUGCGUCCAUGUUCUUCUCAACCCAAGAACCUGUCCCUGGACCAGUGACCAAACCUCAAUGUGAAAUGGCCAAAGCACACGCAGGCUCCGGGUUUCCUCGCACACCUGUGCUGACCAAAGAUUAGUAACCAGUUGUAUCCAGUUUGCGGUUCUUUUGUUUUGUUUUGUUUUAAUAACUAAAAAAAAAAAAACCUUGUAAAUUUGUAAUCAAGUGUUUGUGAGGAAAAACUUAUGGUUUUGGGUCUUGUUUGUUUUUGUAGGUCUAUGUAUCAAAUAUGACACUUUUCUUGCAAUAAAGCUUAUUUUGGGGUA